AUGUUUGUUGUUCGAAGAUCUAUCGUCUUUCAGCAAUCUAGAAGGCAAUUUUCAGGUUCAAUAGCUUGGUUACAAGCUUGUAGUUCAUGUGGCAUUAAAUUGCAAUCUAAGAAUCCAGCUUUGAUUGGGUACUACACGAAACCUAAGCCUCUAGAAGUUGGAAAGGUUGAGACUUUGGAGGAUGUGAAAUAUAUGCUUUUUAGUCAGGAUAUACAAAAAAUUAAGGAAAUUGAAGAUGGAACUACAUUGGAAGACGAAAAAAAUCGUAUACCCCAUUCACUGAUUUGUAAACGUUGUUCAGAUGCGGUGCAUCAAAAUAAGUACGAUGUAAUGGAUUUCAAGAACUGUUCAUUAAAGGAAGUUAUACGAUCUGUUCCCAAUGAUAAGCCGAUUGUAAGCAUUGCAUCAUUACCAGAAUUCCCAUUUCAUGUAAAUAAAAAUAUCCUAGAAAAUGAAAAAGAAUCAGUAUUAGUCUUUACUAAGGCAGAUCAGGUUCUCAAAACAAGCAGUGCUACUUCCACAAGAUUACCGAUUUUCUUUAAGGAUUACUUUAAAUACCAUCUAGGCUUGCAAGUUAACAAAGUACUAGCUGUCUCGAGUUUGAAAAAAUGGAACUUAUCUGGCUUAUUAUCGAACCUGAGGAACAAUUCAUACUUUCUUGGAAAUCCAAACGUUGGUAAAUCUACUUUGAUGAACUCAUUGAUUCAAAGAUAUAAUGGUACCAAGCUGGAUUUUAACAGUAAUAUCAGUGACGAUAUGGUUAACGACGCCCAACAUAAACAUUUAAGAAAAGCUCAGCUAGCAGGUGUUUCUCAUAUACCAAAUCUUACAAGGGAGUGCCAAGGAUACCAAGUUGAUAAGAAGCGUAUCUAUGAUCUACCAGGUUAUAGUGAAAAUGUAGAUGAGCUACCACUUGAAAGAAUAGUUAAGUCUAACUGGUUAGAAUGGGUCAGAAAAACCAAUUUAUUCGACACUAAAAAAGUAAAGAAAAAACCAUAUAUAACCAUAAAAGGUACUGAAAAUGGUAGAUGUUAUACCAUUGGUGGUCUAUUUUUUUUACAGCCUCCACCGUAUUCAAUAAAUCAGAUUAUUAAAUUCAUUCCUGGUGAACCAUAUAUUUUCAAGAAUGUAACAAGAGCUUUAGAAACUUUCAAAUCAGUAUAUGGCAACGAUACUCCUCAUCCAUUGGAAAAAUACUGUGGUAUAAAUGAUGAAUAUUGUGACAUUACUAAAUAUCAAAGACAUGUAAUCCCUCCAUUUCAAGGCAGUAUCGAAAUUGUGUUCAAAGAUAUAGGUUACAUCUUAUUAAGAUCCACCGGUAGAUAUUCAUUCAAUGGUCUAUACGAGAUUUGGGUACCUAAGGGAAUCUCAGUGUGCAUUAGAGAACCUCUAGAGAAACUAAUUGAAGAAGGUUAUGUCCAAUAUACGGAAUCAAAGAAUAAAAUUUCAAGUUGUCCCAAAGGAAGACCAUUAGUAAGUUCGACAUAUAUAAUGGACCCUAAUGAAGAAGAUACAUUUGCUAAAAUAAGAGAAAUGUAUUUAGACCGUACUGAAAAUGAAAUAUCUGUUAGAAGACUAGUAAAAGAAGACCCACUAGAAGUUGUUAGCAAUAAACAUGAUACUCCACCGAACUUAUACUGGCAUUACAAAUGGUGA
This is a messenger RNA of Vanderwaltozyma polyspora DSM 70294, 1656 nucleotides long. It is a transcript of the gene GEP3, whose product is annotated as Gep3p. Gene Ontology annotation, cellular component: mitochondrion. Lineage: Eukaryota; Fungi; Ascomycota; Saccharomycetes; Saccharomycetales; Saccharomycetaceae. Gene Ontology annotation, molecular function: GTP binding. The record is from RefSeq and is a predicted model, not a curated record. The transcript has a single exon. The coding region runs from base 1 to 1656 and encodes 551 amino acids.